CCAUCAGCGAGGCUUUGCUCUGCUCGUGGUUGCACGCCGAGUCUCUUGCCGUCCCCGCCGUCCCCGCCCCCGCCGCCGCCGCCGCCAUGUCGCCGCUCGCCUGUUCGUUGUUCGCGCUCGCCGCGCUGCUCGCCGCCGCCGACGCACAAAUGGUACAAAGAUGCUCCACAAAGACAAUAGGUCCAGUAACUCUCUACCAGCAACCUGUGGCUUCAGAAGGUUUACCCUACGGGCCGUCGCAAAUAGACUUCAAAAAUUUAUGCGGAGCACCUAUGACUAACGUUGGUGAAAAGAUAACCGUGUGCAACAAGACCCUGAACGACUACCCCGCGCCCGUGAUCUCGGCGCCGGACGACGGGUCCGUGUCCCCCGUGAGUGUGUACUGCGCCGACCUCGCCGGCUGCACCGCCGAGCCCAUGUCAGAGUCCUGCGACUUUUAUUAGACCUUGUUCGCCAUCCUGAUUCCGUUCUCUUUAAAAUGCUUCGCAAAAUCACUUAAUUUCCAAUAUAAUUUAUUCCAGAUAUCAGAUUUCAUGCAUUCUAUUUGAUUAAAAUUUUAAUGGCCCUAA
Molecule: messenger RNA, 569 nt
Organism: Leguminivora glycinivorella
Lineage: Eukaryota; Metazoa; Arthropoda; Insecta; Lepidoptera; Tortricidae
Exons: 3
Coding region: 87-443 (118 amino acids)
Source: RefSeq, a predicted model, not a curated record